Haliotis rufescens (red abalone) is the source of this 6039-nucleotide messenger RNA. RefSeq names its product tubulin-specific chaperone D-like. Gene Ontology annotation, cellular component: lateral plasma membrane. The transcript is spliced from 38 exons. The coding region runs from base 8 to 3658 and encodes 1216 amino acids. NCBI's taxonomy places the organism in Eukaryota, Metazoa, Mollusca, Gastropoda, Lepetellida, Haliotidae. Gene Ontology annotation, molecular function: GTPase activator activity; beta-tubulin binding. The record is from RefSeq and is a predicted model, not a curated record. Gene Ontology annotation, biological process: tubulin complex assembly; bicellular tight junction assembly; post-chaperonin tubulin folding pathway.
UACAAAUAUGGCGGCUGCUACGGAAAGUUCGAGUGUCAUGGAAGUCGAAGAUACUGAAGGCGAUGAGCAAAAAGCAUAUCAUGAAGAGUUCAAGGAGAUCGAAGAAAUUCGGUCACUUAUCGAUGGGUUGAAGGAUGUUUAUGAUGACCUUAGAAGUUUAGAAAUGUCAUGUGAACGAUUUACUUGUAUCAUCGAUUCCUACCAAGAACAACCUCAUUUGAUUGAUCCUCAUCUUGAGUCACUCCUGCUGCAGCUGUUGAACCAAGCAAGGAACCCGGACACCCCUGUCCCUGUUGUCCACCUGGCCUUCAAGUAUAUCUAUCUCAUCACUAAGAUGCGAGGGUUUAAGAUUGUUGUCCGCCUCCUGCCCCAUGAAGUUGUUGAUGUUGAACCAGUGUUGGCACUUUUAAAACUACAGGACCCCCACGACUUUAAGAACUGGGAGUCUCGCUACAUCCUGGUGUUGUGGCUGGCAAUGGUGUGUAUGAUCCCGUUUGACAUGGUACGUCUUGAUGGCAGCAUGAAAACCGAAGCUGGAGAGAAAAAGCAACCGGUCAUGGAUCGAAUCAUUGAAGUUGGCAAGACAUACCUGAGUGUCAGCGGCAAGAGUCGGGAUGCGGCGGCGUUCCUCAUAUCGCGCUUCAUGACCAGACCAGAUGUUGUCAAGCACAAACUACCCGGGUUUCUGGACUGGUGUAUUCAGAUUCUCCAUACAGCUGAUCGUAAGACAAUGAUGGGCACGAACCUGUUGUCUGGUGUGUUGAUGACAAUGGCACUGCUCUUCAAACAGAGCAAGAGGGAGGAUCUGCUUCAAUAUGCUCCUACUGUGUUGACGAACGUCAGAGAGAGUAACAUGAUGGAAAGCGGGAACACCAUUCUGCGGAAGCUCACCGUUAAGCUCAUUCAGAGACUUGGGCUUACCUUCCUCAAGAACAGAGUCGCUGCAUGGAGAUAUCAGAGAGGCAGCAGGUCGCUGACAGAGAACCUGAAACAGACAAAACAAUCCAGUAACACUGAGAACAAACUUGAUCAAGAUAAUGAUGACGAUAUUGAGGUGCCUGAAGAAAUUGAAGAUGUCAUAGAGCAACUGUUGGGUGGUCUUCGGGACAAGGACACGAUCGUGAGGUGGUCAGCAGCUAAAGGUAUUGGGCGAGUGACAGGGCGUUUACCGAAGGAGCUUGCUGAUGAGGUGGUGGGAUCUGUGUUGGAGCUGUUCAGUCUGCAGGAAACGGAUGGAGCCUGGCAUGGAGGUUGUUUGGCACUGGCUGAGUUGGGGCGGAGAGGGCUCCUGGUGCCCCAGAGACUCCCUGACGUGGUACCUGUUGUGCUGAGAGCUCUAGCCUAUGAUGAGCGGCGUGGGAACUUCUCGGUGGGAGCACAUGUUCGUGAUGCUGCCUGCUAUGUCAACUGGGCAUUCGCUAGGGCUUACGAUCCUAAGGAAAUCAGUCCAUAUGUCAACAAAAUAGCAAAUGGUUUGUUGGUGGCGUCUGUGUUUGACCGGGAGGUUAAUGUCCGAAGAGCAGCAUCCGCUGCGUUCCAGGAAAAUGUCGGACGUCAGGGCACAUUUCCCCAUGGUAUUGACAUCCUGACAGCCGCUGACUACUUUACUGUUGGCAUGAGAACCUACUGCUACCAAGAACUCAGCGUGUACAUUGCACAGUUCAAGGAGUACAGCAAAUCAAUGAUAGACCACCUGGCUCAAGUCAAGUCUGCACACUGGGACAAUGCUAUACGAGAGCUGGCGUCCAAAUCCUUACACAACCUCACAGCAAAAGAACCAGAGUAUGUGGCCAAGACAGUUCUACCUGCCUUGAUAGAGAAUGCAACUGGAAUAGAUUUACAUCAAAGACAUGGAGCCAUCCUGGCUGCAGCGGAAGUGGCGCAUGCCCUUUCAAAGAUUGCACAAACACAGGGGAAGUGUGUAUCAGACUUGAUAGAUGCAGCAUCUACAGAAGGCCUGCGUAGUAUCGCCAAAAAGCUGCAAGAUUCCCAACUGUUCCGGGGUCUGGGAGGUGAACUCAUGAGGAAAGCAGUCUGCCAUCUCAUCCAGAAGCUCUCAGAAUCCAAGAUGCCAUAUCACGGAGAACCAAUAAUCGAUAUAUGGCAAGAAAUCCUAGACGACUGUCUCUUUCACGUCGAGCCUGAAAUCCAGCAAGCUUCCAUUGAGGCAGCCCCAGCUUUUUACACGGAGUACUGCCGAGAUGCUGAAGGCAAGCUUGACACCAAGAGACGAGAUGCUGUUGUGGAGAAGUACUUGAAAGAGCUGAAAUCAUCAAUUGAAAUAUCCAGGAUGGGACACAGUCUAGCACUAGGGGGCUUCCCCCAGUUCAUGUUGGAGGGGAAGCUGAUGGAAGUCCUCAUGGGGUUGGUGCAUGCGUCCACCAUCAAGGAGAAGUCGGUCCACAUGGCCGAGGCGCGCAGAGAUGCAGUGAAGGCCAUCACUAGCAUUGUGAAGACAGUGGGCGUGACCCUGACUGGGUCCCCAGGCUCCUGUAUCUGUGCUGACAACAUCUGUACAGUGUUUGACGCCCUGCUGGCCGCCAUGAAGGACUACACACUCGACUCCAGGGGAGAUGUCGGAUCCUGGGUGCGAGAGGCCAGUAUGAUGGGACUGGUGGGCCUCAUGUCACUGUCAGUCAAGGAGGACCCACAGCUCAUCACUCCAGAUGUAUGUGAGAGGGUGUUCUGCUGUCUCAUUCAGCAAGCCUGUGAGAAGAUUGACAGAACCAGAGCAGUGGCUGGCUCCGCCUUCAUCGAUCUGCUGUGUCACAAACCGCCCUUACCUCACAUUCCCCACAAAGAGAACCUGGAUAAUAUAUUUCAAAUGGCUAAUACAGACUAUCGAAAAGAGAUGGGGAAUCAAAUGAAGCUUGUGUGGGGUAAAAUGCUCACAGAUGAAGAAAAUCGUCAGUUCGGAAGUUUUGUCAACUGGGCAUCCCCUUUUGAGACAUUUCCCAGAUUUGUACAGCUGCUCGACCAACCAAAAUACCGCUACAGUGUGUUACUGGGGAUGGCUGUCAGCGUUGGCGGACUCACAGAGUCUUUGGUGAAGCACUCCAGCAGCUCCAUGUACAACUAUCUGAGGGGUCACAACUACGAGGGCGAACAAAUGGAGAAGUUUGUGCAGACUGUCGUGCAGAUCUUCAAGGACUUCCAGAAAGUGGACAGAGUGUCCGUGCCGCUGCUGAAGAUGAUUGACCAGAUGCUGUCUAAGGGCUGUUUCUCCUCCUUUACAAAGACAGAGGGACACCCGUUCCCUUCUGACAUGACAGAGCUGGUGAAGAAAGAAUUAGCUCGCAGCGGAGACCCCAACAAAUUGAUGGCAGGGGCUGAUGUGUACUGUGGGCUUCUGGAAUUCCCAGGAAAUACCCGGAAAAAUGUGCUGCUAAAUCUUGUCAUGCUCCUUUGUCACAGAUACCCGAGGGUACGGAAGUCGACAGCCAACAAGAUGUACGAGGCGUUAGUCACUUAUGACGACAUUGUGCCAGAGGAAAGCUUGGAUGAGGCUCUUGCUAUCCUUAGUGAUACAAACUGGGACAAUCCAGUGGAGGAGAUUCGACCAAUCAGAAACACAUUGUGUGAUCACUUGAACAUCGCAAAACCAAUCAUAAAAAAGACCCCAGGAAAACCAGAGGGGAGUCAAGGUGGGAACGUGUGAGUGGUAAAAAGAGAGGAAGUUGUCGAGAUGCAAGACAUCGGAAGAAAAAACGUCAAGCUUGUCUGUUACUGCCAGAUACUGGUUGUAUUUACUACUAAAUAUUUUCCUUUUACUUAUACCGCUCUGUGAUAAACAGUGAUAAAACUUGUAGCAUUGAAGUUCUCGUUUAGAGGUAACAGGGCUGUUGCUUAAGAGACUGGUAUCUCUUUAAACAUGUCAUAUUUUGUGUACCGGGUAUUUCUUUAUAUUUUUUGUGAUGAAACAAAAAUGAGCAAUUCAAGUUACUGGACACUUUUAUCAUGAAUCAGAUUUAAGUUUGGCAAAUGUGUUAACAUUAUCGGCAGCGACAGAGGUAUCAGGUUGAACAUUCCCUGAGGCACUGUGAGAUUAUCUCAGUUGUGUCAUGCCCGCCAUGUUUUACAACUUGUGCCGUUAAGCAUUGAAUAAAUUGUUGGCGGCAUUCCGCGAUGGUAGAUCAACAGGAUAUCUGUAAGGAUAUGCAAAAACGUUUUGAAGCUUGACUUUUGAUUCAUAUUAGAGGUUAAUAUGAGCAUAAUGAACCAGGUCCAGAUUGUACUGAUGUUUGAAAUUACAAGUCUCAGAUAUUUUGGUUUGGCUAAUUAUCAAUUACGAACAAAAUCAAGGUGUAACAUGGUGGUUUAAUGCUCUCAUUUUUUGUAUGAUAGAUUAUUGAGAGGCACAUCAUACUGGUGACAGCCCUAGGGUAAAAAUGAAUUCACAUUUAGAUCCAUAUCUUCACUACUUUCCUCCGAAUGAGUGUUUACUUCUGGGUUGCUUAAAUAUUGUUUUUUCAAGUGUCAUAGCCUUGACCUGUUUUAGGAUGAAAAUAGACUACAAAGUUAUAUUGUCCUUGAUAUUUUUUUAUCCUCAUAAUUUCUUUUUGAUCUUUGUAAACAAAUGUGUGUGCUAAUUAUAUGAACACUGCAUGUUUGUGUUUGUGCACAGUCAAGAUCUGUGUGCCAAAUAGCCUGUUGUUUAAUGUGCCCAGUGAAUAAUUAUUGAAUUAAAUUGUGCUUUUCAUUAACCUGUGAUAUGUAACUAAUGCCAGGACAUGUAUGUGAAUGAUGCUUUGAAUGUUUGUCCUCCAAACUCGGCUUAGUCUUUCUGCUAGUCAGACAUCCAGGACAUUGAACCAGUCUGUAUCACUGAUCUCAAUAUUGGGGAUAGCACAAUGGGAAGUGUGCUUGGUCAGGACCACUGGGUUUAAUUCUCAACAUAGAACCAAAUUGUGGAAAGUGAUUGAUGGUGACUCCUGUCUGUUAAAUAUUUAAGGAACUUAGGAAGCCUUUUUUGUUUAGUAUGCUCAGCUUGUAAUAUACUAACACUAAAUUCCAAAUAGAAUGACGACAAGAGAGUUUGGGCCACAUUGACACAUUCCAAACGAACCAUAUUAUCUGUUGUUAAUUGUGUCAUUUCCCCCAAAUUAUAUGUUUUCAAGAAACUGUUUAUGCAAUGAUUUGAAAAAUUAAGGAUCUUGUGAGGAUGUUGAUGAAAAAAAUUUCAUUUGUUCCAUAUUGAUGAUAAAAGACUUGAGUAUUUUGAAUAAAAGAAUUAUUUCGUCUGCCUAAAUCAAGUAUGGACUUACCACUGACCGUUGCAUCUGGGAGCUGAUCAUCAUUUGGGGAACAUCACUUCUGUGGAUGAUCAUUGAGUAAUUCUGUAACAGAGAAAACAACUACCGGUAAACACAGGCACACUUUCAAGAAAUGAAAUUUCUACUCACCUAAAGUAUACAUUUUGAUUUUUUUGAGUGAGUGGGUGAGUGCAAUAUUUUCCCACCAUAAUAAUAUUAACAUUUUAACAAGUACGACUUCAUCGAGAGGUUUAACCAUAUAUUGAACAGAAGUAUAAAUUGUCUAUCCACAUGGUUUCAGUGUACCUAUUAGUCUUCACGCAGGUAGAACCACACUGUUAUUUGUGGGGAGGAGAUGGUAAGAAACAAUGCCCUCAUCUGUGCAAAAUGAACAACAUUAAUAUAUACUACUCAAAAGAAGUUAAGGAUCACCUGAUUCUUUCAUAUUACUACAGUUAAUCUCUCAUGUCAUGACAAAUUAACUCUACCAUUAUGAAAGAAUCGGGUGAUCCUUAACUUCUUUUGAGUAGUAUACUUGAUUAAGGAUCAUGUGACUUGUCUUAACACAUUUUCUAAUUAAGAUCAAGUAUCAUGUCGAGAGUGCUACAAUCAUUGCUGAGGUAAUAGUUAUAUAACGAGAUGAGAACAUUCACUGUCAAACAUCAGUGAGUGAAUGAGUGAGUGAGUUGGGUUUAACGCCGCUUUUAACAGUAUUCCAGUCAUAUCGCUGCGUGUCAGCUUAAUGUGGGAGGAAAGCCUGAAGUGAUGCAGGUUUCAGAUGUUUACC